Messenger RNA from Spodoptera frugiperda (fall armyworm), 520 nucleotides. Its product is annotated as chorion class A proteins Ld9-like. NCBI's taxonomy places the organism in Eukaryota, Metazoa, Arthropoda, Insecta, Lepidoptera, Noctuidae. Gene Ontology annotation, molecular function: structural constituent of egg chorion. The transcript has 3 exons. Gene Ontology annotation, biological process: chorion-containing eggshell formation; multicellular organism development. The record is from RefSeq and is a predicted model, not a curated record. The coding region runs from base 1 to 474 and encodes 157 amino acids. Gene Ontology annotation, cellular component: egg chorion.
AUGGUGCGAUUGAGGUUGUUGGAGGGCCAGUCAGUGUGGUUUCGCGGGUCGGGAGGGGUUAACACACGACCAUCCCCGGCGCUUGAAGACCUGUACCAGGGUCGGCGCAACCUGGACCAACUCUUUAUAGCCCCAGCUUUAGCUCCUGCUCCUGCUCUGCUCGCUCCUGCUGCUCCAUGUCGUGGUGCCCUGGGUGGUGCCCUCGGUGUCGGUGCCCUCGGUCUCGGCACAUUCGGCUUUGCUGCCUUCGGUUCUGCUUAUGGUGGCACACUUGCACCUGCUGGGGCUUAUGCAAGCGCGACUGAAGGCAACGUGGCGGUCCUUGGUGAGCUGCCAGUCUCCGGUACUACUGCUAUCGGCGGUCAGGUCCCCAUCAUGGGAGCUGUGAGCUUCGGCGGCGCCGUGCCGGCUGCUGGAGCCGUGUCUAUCUCCGGAAAGUGCUUGUGUGUUUGUGAACCUGUCGUCUACUGCUGAGAUCCCACUAAAUUUACAUAAAUAAACAAUGUUAUAGCAAAGCUCA